Molecule: messenger RNA, 1375 nt
Organism: Chenopodium quinoa (quinoa)
Lineage: Eukaryota; Viridiplantae; Streptophyta; Magnoliopsida; Caryophyllales; Amaranthaceae
Product: senescence-specific cysteine protease SAG12-like
Exons: 2
Coding region: 88-1116 (342 amino acids)
Cellular component (GO): lysosome
Molecular function (GO): cysteine-type endopeptidase activity
Source: RefSeq, a predicted model, not a curated record
AAAUUAAUCAUACAAUGUAACAAGCAAACAAUAACUAAACUUAUCAUCACUCAACUAUCCCAAAAUAGCAUAAACUUUCAACAUUUCAUGGCUAUUGUAACCAAAUUUUGUUUGUUAUUUUUCCUUAUUUUCUCAUUUGGGAUUGUGUUGGCCUCAUCUCGGCUCCUCAACGAUGAGGCAUCGAUGAUCGAGAAACACGAAAAAUGGAUGAAUUUUCAUGGACGUGUCUACAAAGACGAAGUUGAAAAAUCAAAACGAUUGAAGAUAUUCAAUGAAAAUGUUAAACGUAUUGAAGCAUCAAAUAAAUUGAAUAGAGGGUUUACCCUAGGUGUUAAUGCUUUUGCUGACUUAACUAACGAGGAGUUUAGAGCUUCUCGUACUGGUUAUAAGAGGCAGUCCAAACAUUUUAAUUUGAAGUCAAAAUCAAAAUCUUUUAAAUAUGAAAAUUUAACCAAUAGUGUUUCAUCAACUAUGGAUUGGAGGAAAAAAGGUGCUGUUACUCCUAUCAAAAAUCAAGAGGAUUGUGGUUGUUGUUGGGCAUUUUCAGCAGUAGCAUCUAUGGAAGGCCUAAACCAAAUCAAAACAGGCAAAUUAGUCUCCCUCUCCGAGCAAGAGCUUGUCGACUGCGACACAUCAUUCGACGAGGGCUGUGAAGGCGGUCUACUGGACACCGCCUUCGAGUUCAUCAAGAGCCACGGCGGCCUCACCACCGAGGCCAAGUACCCUUACAUGGGCACUGAUGGCACCUGCAAUGCAAAGCGAGCUGCCAUAAAAUCCGUCUCUAUCCACGGGCACGAGGAUGUUCCGGAAAACAACGAGGAUGCCUUGUUGGCAGCCGUGGCUCAUCAGCCGGUAUCAGUGGGGAUUGAAGGGGGAGGGUUCGACUUCCAGUUCUAUGCCGGUGGGGUGUUUAACGGAGAGUGUGGGACGGAGCUCGAUCACGCGGUGGCGGUGAUAGGGUAUGGAGUGGAGGAGAAAGAUGGGAGUAAGUAUUGGUUGGUGAAAAAUUCAUGGGGAAAAGAAUGGGGUGAGAAAGGUUAUAUGAAGAUUAAGAGAGGUGGUGGUGCUAAACAAGGUCUUUGUGGUAUUGCUAUGAAGCCUUCUUACCCUAUUUAGGAAUUUAAAUGUAUUUAUGUAUUAAUGUGCAUGAUUGAUCAUAUUGUGUUGUAUAAUAUGGAUGUUAUCAAUUGUAAUUUAUAUGGUUUUAAAGUGUUUAUCUAAAACAGUAGGUGAAGUUCUUUGAUUGGCUUGUGAUGUAUGAUGUGUGAUUUGAAAUCGAAGUUGUAACUUUCAAGUCUAUACAUGUUUACCAUGUACGUCGUAUGGUUUGUAAAUUUGAUAUUCCUUCUGUAAAAAAAUAGGUAAAUCUUUUUAA